CCCCGAUUCUGGAUCCCUUGGCCUUACCUCAGAUACCUCACCUCGCUCGCCUGGACUAGAGAGCUCGACGUAGCUGCAACGCCCCCCAAAGACCUCCGCCGUCAACCACAAUCCACGACACAGGCAACGAAACGCACCGAAUCGAGCACGAUGAGUCUCACAUAUGGCCUGGGAGGCAUUGGGAGCACCCUUCUCGUUGUGGGAGCUUACAUGCUCUUCACGGGAUCGGGCGAGGCCUUUAACGUCGGCGAGUUCCUCGAAUCUAUCUCACCCUACGCAUGGGCGGAUACGGGCAUUGCCCUUUGCAUCGGUCUCUCCGUUGUAGGCGCGGCAUGGGGUAUCUUCAUCACCGGCUCCUCCAUCCUCGGCGCGGGCGUCAAGGCCCCGCGCGUGCGCACCAAGAACUUGAUCUCCAUCAUUUUCUGCGAAGUCGUCGCCAUCUACGGCGUCAUCAUGGCCAUCGUCUUCUCCGCCCAGCUCGAGAACGUCCAGGGUGAGGUCCUGCACGACGGCAACAGCUACUACACUGGUUUCGCCCUCUUUUGGGCCGGUAUCACCGUCGGAAUGUGCAACCUCAUCUGCGGUGUCGCUGUCGGCAUCAACGGUAGUGGAGCCGCGUUGGCCGAUGCCGCCGACCCUACACUCUUCGUCAAGAUUCUCGUCGUCGAGAUUUUCAGCUCUGUCCUCGGUCUUUUCGGUCUGAUUGUUGGACUUCUUGUCUCUGGCAAGGCCAACGCUUUCGGCAAGGCAUAAAGCAAUAAGAAGCUGUCUACACAAUUUGAAAGAUUCAAAAGAGGAGGUUUAUGACCGACGGCAUAGCAACUGUCAACCUCGGACACGAUGUACAGUGAAGCACUGCAUUACACCAAGGUUUACUUGGGCGGGCGUUAAUGGCAUACAGGCAGGGCGAGGACAUUUUGUAUUGUACACUAUCCAAGUAUUAUAGCUCCUCAUCGAGA
Messenger RNA from Colletotrichum godetiae, 959 nucleotides. RefSeq names its product ATP synthase subunit C. The record is from RefSeq and is a predicted model, not a curated record. The coding region runs from base 151 to 753 and encodes 200 amino acids. Lineage: Eukaryota; Fungi; Ascomycota; Sordariomycetes; Glomerellales; Glomerellaceae. Gene Ontology annotation, molecular function: proton-transporting ATPase activity, rotational mechanism. Gene Ontology annotation, biological process: proton transmembrane transport. Gene Ontology annotation, cellular component: membrane; proton-transporting V-type ATPase, V0 domain. The transcript has 4 exons.